AUGGUAAAAGAGGGGGGGGUCGUAGCUUCUGUGGUAAAUGAAAAUACUAGUCCAAACGGUAUUGAGGAAGACAUCUCGGCUUUCAAAAAUUCUUCUGAUGUAUCAGACGAAGGGCUGAUGAAAUACUUGAAUUCCAAUUCUGGUCAGACUUUUGCUAAUUCUUCAGCUGAAAGGACAAUUUCUGUUGCUUCCCUUGUGAGCCAGGACUCGCCAUCAACACAGUCCAGGAUCAGUCGCACCACAGUUGAAAUAGCAGCUGCAGCAGCGGCAGCCAAAUUGUCUGCCCAUUCCUAUGGAACGAGGGCUGCCAGAGGAAUCAGCAAGACACCAGUUUCAUAUGUCACUUUGGCGUCUGGUCAAGAUAAGAAGAAAUCUGGCUCCCAGCAGAAAACAGCUACUAUAUCCAAGAAGAAAGACUUUAUCAAGUCGAACCCACCAUCAGAUUUUUUUGUACACCUUGAUUCAAGCCAUCCAACAGAUUUUGUUUUACAACAGACUGUACACCUGGAUUCCAAAUCACCAUCAGAUUUUGUUUCACACCAGAAUAUACAACGGAAUAUACACCUGGACUCAAAUCCACAUUCAGAUUAUGUUGCCCACCAGAAUGUACACCUCGAUUUUCAUGUACCAGGCUUAGCCCAUGAUCCUGCUAUGGACCCUACGGACAGGGAUCAGGUAAAAUGUGUAUUGAAUGAAAAUAAGAGCACUGAGGAUGGAAGGACAGAUGCCUAUAAAACAUCCGUUAAAAGACCCUUUAAAAAAAGUAUAGUCCACAGAACUCGUAGCGAGGAAGUGUUCAGGAAUAUGUUGAUCUUGGAGAACAUGGAAAUAAAAGACAGCACGCUGGACAUGGGGACCAAACAUGACCAGAACUCUGGGCUGGUGGAUUACAUGGACACCAGCGUCAGUCACGUCAGCACGCUAAUCGACUCGAUAGUCAACACAAUGGAGUCUGAAACAGGGGAUGUGGAUUUUCAGAAGGUCAUCAGUGACCUUGACACAGAGCUAAGCAAGUCCCCCCUGCUGGCAACAGCCUCGACCACCUCCUCUGUGUCAUCAACAUCACUGGCAUCGCCCCUCAAGUCACCACAGCGCUCCAUGUCCGAGUCACCCUUGAAGUCUAAAUCUACUCCGCAGGGUUUCAGGAAGAGGCUCAUCCACCUGAUGAACUCUGAAAACAGUUCGACGUCUCCUGUAGCCACGCUCCCCUUCCCACAAGUGGGCCCAUCCACAUCACAGGAGAGUUUCAAAGAGAUCCACUCACCCCACGCCACUGCCCUUUCACAUAAAGAUUCAUCUCCCGCCUCUCUCCAGACAAGCACCGCUGUCACCUCACUAACUUCAAGUGCCGAAAACUCUAUGUCUUCCCUGUCACUUUCUACAAGUCCGGAAAAAUCAGGUUCCUCUCUGUCACUUUCAACAAGUCCUGAAAAGUUUGGUCCUGCCGUAUCCGUUCCAUCGAACCCUGAUGGGCCCUCCUCUGUAAUUUCCUCUGUGGAUGUGGCAUCAGGGAAUUGCGACUCCACAUUAGAAGCUUUGAGCAUUCAGCUAACUGGAAGUAAGCGGAAAUCUGUAGAACUUGAGAC
Messenger RNA from Lymnaea stagnalis (great pond snail), 1586 nucleotides. Lineage: Eukaryota; Metazoa; Mollusca; Gastropoda; Lymnaeidae. The record is from the annotation of a GenBank genome assembly.